AUGGAAUCUAUAUUUACUGGUGGUAUUGAAGCCGGGAAUAGAACAAAAGGUGCUGCCUUUAGUCCCAAAGUUUGGACCAUUUUGGUGACCAAAUUUUGUGAUGAGACCGGUCUAAACUAUGAUAAGGACCAAUUAAAAAGUAGGUGGGAUGUAUUAAAAAUUGAUUGGAGAGUGUGGGAACAAUUGAAUAGUCAUGACACAGGUUUAGGUUGGGAUGCAGUGAAGGGAAAGAUUAAUGCUAGUGAUGAUUGGUGGGAUCGAAAGUUGAAGGAAAUACCCAAAGCUGCAAAAUUUCGACAGAAAGGUCCACAGAAUCUAGAACAACUUGAAAGAAUGUUUAGGGAUGUUGCAGCAACUGGAAUAGCUGACAGAAUCGAGAUUCAAUUUCUAGAAGAGAACAUUAAUAGCGAAGCAGGUAGUAGUUAUGAGUAG
Messenger RNA from Quercus robur (English oak), 432 nucleotides. RefSeq names its product L10-interacting MYB domain-containing protein-like. The coding region runs from base 1 to 432 and encodes 143 amino acids. The record is from RefSeq and is a predicted model, not a curated record. NCBI's taxonomy places the organism in Eukaryota, Viridiplantae, Streptophyta, Magnoliopsida, Fagales, Fagaceae. The transcript has 3 exons.